Messenger RNA from Photinus pyralis (common eastern firefly), 1417 nucleotides. Its product is annotated as putative nuclease HARBI1. Lineage: Eukaryota; Metazoa; Arthropoda; Insecta; Coleoptera; Lampyridae. The record is from RefSeq and is a predicted model, not a curated record. The coding region runs from base 229 to 1383 and encodes 384 amino acids. The transcript is spliced from 4 exons.
GCCAGAAUUAACCGGUAGAUGUAGGGUAACUACCGGUAGAAACUUCGAUCGUUCCAGAAUUAAUCGGUGGGGCACCACCGCAUGUUCCACUUUUAACCUACAAACCAUUGGUGUAUCACCGGUGAUCUACCAUACGCACCGAAUUAUUUUGGCGGUUAUUAAGCUACCAGUUUGCGCUAACCUUACUUUUUUGACUUAUUUGUAUAGCGUUAUUGCACUUGUCGAAGAAUGGAAUUGUUGCUGUAUACCGUCAUAAAAAAUAGAUGGGUUUUUAAAGAUACACAUCCAAAGCUAAAUGAAAGUGACAGCGAUGAAGGUGAUGAUGACGAUGAUGUACUUUUAUCUUUACUCAGAACAGACGAUCAUCCAAAGGUGCGACAUUAUGUAAAAUGUGUUGUGCUAAAGUACAAUCCUACAGACUUUCGGGCCCAUUUUCGUAUAUCAAGACAAUCAGUGGAGGAAGUAAUGCAGUGCCUGGGUACUAAAGACUAUUCGUCAGUAGGCAGACCCGCAUUGCCUUUAUUAGACUCUGUCUUGCUCAUGAUAUGGACCAUUAGCAAUCAAGAGAGUUUUAGGUCUAUUGCGGAUAGAUUUGGUAUUGGAAAAGGUCAUGCACAUCGUAUAUUCCUUUUGAUGUGCCAGAAAGUACAUAAAAAAAGCCAUCUCUAUAUUAAAUGGCCCAAAGGAGCAAAAGCUCAAGAAACCGUAACUGAGUUUAGUACAUUAAGAGGAGAAAAUAGUUUUCCAAAUGUGUUUGGUUGCGUUGAUGGCACACACAUUCCCAUUCCCGGUCCGUUAGCUGACAAUUCAUAUUACAAUCGAAAGGGCUUUCAUUCCGUGUUACUUCAAGGCAUAUGUAAUGCAAAGCAAGAGUUUAUUAAUGUGUAUUGUGGAUGGCCAGGAUCUGUGCACGAUUCUAAAAUGUGGCAAAAUUCAAAAGUCUACAAGAAAUUGGAAGAAGGUGCAAAUGCAAUGUUGCUGCCCGGCUGUUACCUGUUAGGAGACACUGCAUACCCAAUAAAACCAUAUAUGAUGGUGCCAUUUAAAGACAAUGGCACGCUAACAUUAAGACAACGUCGAUUUAAUGCCAAAUUAAGCAGUACCCGUGUUGUAAUUGAGCAAGCGUAUGGAAGACUCAAGUCCCAAUUUCGUCGCUUAAAAUACUUACCGAUGCUACGUAUACAGCAAAUACCUUACGUAAUAACCACAGCCUGCAUUUUGCACAACAUUGGUGUCAAGGAUGAUCCUGAAUAUUGUGGAAACAUAGAUGAAGAAGAAGGUGAUAAUAAUAUUGAGCACUAUGAUCAAGAAAUAGAAGAGAGUGGUUUAGAUCUUUGUGGUGUGCGUUUACGCAAUCAAAUAUUAAGUCAAAUGAAAUUUUAAUGUUAAUUUGUUAAAAACUAGUUUAUAUAAAAAC